AUGGCAGGCCGCUUUGUGCUCAAAUGGCUCUCUUUAGCCUUGUUCCACGGCCUGUGUGUUUCGGCACAGGAUUACCCAUUGCCAGAGCCAUGCACUGGGCCAGCCUGUAUCGAUAUCAACGGACUCACGUACCAGGACUUUUCCGUGAUUCGCCGUGAGUCCGACGGCAUAUACUUCCGCUACUCCAAGUCCAACGAGACAGGUCAAGGGCUGUCCGUGGCCACCGCACCGGCCUUGGGAGGGCCAUGGAACUAUGCAUUUGAGAUCCUCACCGAGCUCGUCAAUCCAAUGGCGAGUGACCGAGCUGCUACCAAUGUGUGGGCGCCCGAGGUGCAUUUUGUCGAUGGCACCUACUACCUUUUCUACAGCAUCAACACCGCUCCCUUCAACUUUGACCUUUGCGUCGCCACAUCGCCGGACAUGGAGCCGGACAACUGGACGGACCACGGCAGCAUGAACGUCCCGGUUUCAACGACUGGAGUCGACCAGGCCACCGAGAGCUAUGUCCGGCUGGAUGGAAACAUGCUCGCCGACUCGACGGAUCCAAGCGGCGUCGAUGGCUUUCACUACAUGACAUUUGGCUCUUAUCAAUGGGGCUUGUACGGAUUCCAGGUGUCGGAUGACCUUCUCACGAUCAAGGACGGUGCAACCGUCGAUAUGGUCUAUCUGGAACAGUAUAACGGAGGAGAAUAUGCUGGAAACAAGACCGAGGGUCCAUAUCUCUUGACUAACAACGGAUACGUUUAUUUCUUCUAUUCGAUCGGCAACUGCUGCGCUGCCGACGACACUUCGUACAACGACUCCGUAUACCGAGUGCAAGUCUGCCGCAAGCUAGUAACCGACCUCCCAACUGGUCCUUACCUGGACCGUGAUGGAGCCGACUGCCUCAACGGCGGCGUUGACCGAGCUGGCACCACCAUCCUCGCCAGUCGGGAUGACGGCCAGGUGUUUGCGCCGGGGUCAAUUGGAAUCUUGACCGACCCUGACCUGGGUAUGGUGAUGACAUAUCAGUAUUGGAACAUCACCCAAGCCAACCAGGACGCGGACCCUAAGCUCGAUGGCCUUCGCUUUGGUUACAACCUUCUUAGUUGGGAUUCAGACGGAUGGCCAAUGCUGGUCGCCUCAUCAUGA
Messenger RNA from Talaromyces rugulosus, 1131 nucleotides. RefSeq lists its product as uncharacterized. Gene Ontology annotation, biological process: carbohydrate metabolic process. The record is from RefSeq and is a predicted model, not a curated record. The transcript has 2 exons. Bases 1 to 1131 code for a protein of 376 amino acids. Gene Ontology annotation, molecular function: hydrolase activity, hydrolyzing O-glycosyl compounds. NCBI's taxonomy places the organism in Eukaryota, Fungi, Ascomycota, Eurotiomycetes, Eurotiales, Trichocomaceae.